AUGUGGACUAAAGUUCGUCUGAUUGUUUUUGCUGCCUCUCUGCUUUUUGCUCUUGAAGGUCUCUGUAUUCUAGGAACACUGUAUGUCAGCGUUUCAAUGCAACUCUCUGCCCAGAAAACUAAUGGCACCAGUGAGUAAAAUUAUUUAUGAUCUAAUUACAAAGAACAGUUUGAUGCACUCCGUAACCAGCAUGAGGAGACACUUAGAAAGCUGAAUAGAUUAAAUUACAACACAGGUUGUGCACUUUGUGCCAUUCGCUGGAUUCAUUUUGGAGGAAAGUGUUACUACUUCUCUACAGUCAAGAUGAACUGGACACAGAGUCACGAUUACUGUGUGACUGUAGGAGGACAUCUAGUGAUCAUAAACAGUAAAGCAGAGCAAGAUUUUGUUACCUCUAAUGUUAAAGUAACCAGCUGGAUUGGUCUUAAUGAUUUGGACUCUGAGGGACACUGGGUUUGGGUGAAUAACCAGCCACUUAACAAUUCAGUAGAAUUCUGGAUGAAACAAAACAAUAAAAUCAGUGAGCCUGAUAACUGGACUAAAGUUCAUCCAGAUGGUGAAGACUGCGCUAGUCUGGGGCAUCCACAUGGAGAGACAGAUUACUGGACAGAUGCUUACUGUUUCGAAGAGAAAGGAUUUGUGUGUGAAGCUGCUGCAGCUGUUUAA
This is a messenger RNA of Labeo rohita (rohu), 666 nucleotides long. RefSeq names its product C-type lectin domain family 4 member E-like. Gene Ontology annotation, cellular component: external side of plasma membrane. Lineage: Eukaryota; Metazoa; Chordata; Actinopteri; Cypriniformes; Cyprinidae. Gene Ontology annotation, biological process: biological process involved in interspecies interaction between organisms; immune response. Gene Ontology annotation, molecular function: carbohydrate binding. The record is from RefSeq and is a predicted model, not a curated record. The transcript is spliced from 6 exons.